CAUAUGAGGUGUGACCCUUAUCUAACUACACUGUGGACCGGGAUGAUUCACACAUGGUAGAAACCAAAUGGCUUCGGCUUUUAUAUAGCCCCUGGCGGGGAAGGCAGUACACGCCAAGCAACACCCUCCACUGCCAACAAAUUAUAACCGUCAGCAUGGACCAACUCCAUCGCUUCCCUCCGACACUUGUCGCCGGCGGCGCUUCUUUUCUUUGGCAGCAGCCUCAGAAUGCAUCGCAGGAAGCGGGCGGAACCACGGCCGCAGACGAGCUGAAGCAGGUGCUCCUCCGGACGACCCUGGAGCUGGAGUCCACCCGCGUCACAGCCCAGGAGGAGCUCCGGAGGAUGGAAUCCCAGGCCCUCCACCUCUCCCGCCUGCUCGAGGUCGCCACCCGGGAGCGCGACGAGGCCCGCCACGCCCUCCUUGUUCUCUUCCUCCACCACGGCGACCAUCCCCACCUUCCCUCCCACCCCGAGCCCAACCUCGACCCCAACACCAACCCCGCCCACUCCCUUGCCUUCGACGACGGGAGCGACGUUGCGGCGGCUGCCGCCGCAGAGGACGUGGGCGAGAGCAGCAACGGGGCGUCGCCGCCGGCGCUGACUGCGUUGGCCGAGGUCGAGGCGGCGGCCGCGAGGAGGGGCCUGCCGGAGAAAGGGCGGUUGGUGAAGGCGGUGAUGGGGGCGGGGCCGCUGUUGCAGACGCUGCUGCUGGCGGGGCCGCUCCCACAGUGGCGUCACCCGCCGCCGGACCUCCGCAGCUCCGAGAUCCCCCCUGUGGCCAUCAGCCUGAACCCAAACCCAAAGAAGGAGAAGGACGGAGAGGGGUCCCUGUCGCCGUUGCCGGCCUCCCUUCGGAACUCCUCCUCCUCGUCUUCAUCACUGGAGAGUGGCAGCAACUGUAAUUUCGGAAGCGAGUUGCAAAACGCUACGUUUUCUUUGAAAUCCGUGUGACCAGCUUCCCUCCCUCCCCCCCUCCCAAAUCCUCCUUUUCCUUCUCUCUUGUGCUUUUUGUUUGGGUGAUGAGUGCUGCCAUGUUUUCUUAUUCCGAUUAACUGUGUACGUAGCAAAUGGGAAAAGGGAAAAGAAAACAUUGCCACUUCGUAUGAACAGCAAGUGUGAGACGAUGCUGUGUGGGAAAUAGAUAUGGAGAAUUCUCCA
Molecule: messenger RNA, 1160 nt
Organism: Musa acuminata AAA Group (dessert banana)
Lineage: Eukaryota; Viridiplantae; Streptophyta; Magnoliopsida; Zingiberales; Musaceae
Exons: 2
Coding region: 54-953 (299 amino acids)
Source: RefSeq, a predicted model, not a curated record